Brenthis ino (lesser marbled fritillary) is the source of this 207-nucleotide messenger RNA. The record is from the annotation of a GenBank genome assembly. Lineage: Eukaryota; Metazoa; Arthropoda; Insecta; Lepidoptera; Nymphalidae.
AUGGGAAAUUUAUACAAUUUUGCACCUGUACUGGUACAGACACCAUAUAAAUUAUACAUUUGUGUUGCAGCGACCACCGGUAUGGUGGAUUGGGAUUUAAAUAGCAGUCACUCAGCGGUAGCUGGAUUUUUAUUUUUAUUUGGAGUAGAAAUAAAAGAUUCUGCGCUAUGGAUCCCAGUGUUCUUGCAACCAUGGACAAGGAGGCAC